CCACACCGACACACCGAGACCGGCGGACCGUUAGUGGCUUGCUGCAUCGUUGCGCCUGGUAAACAAAUCGACAUUCGAUUCCCCUCUCCGAAUUCAAGAGACGUGAUAAGGCCCGGAACAGCAGACGAGAAGGUUCCGUUGGUAUUGAAGAACAGACGAAAGACGGCCAGCCAUGUUACCGCCGGUCGAGCCAUCCGUCCUCCAGAACAAUCCACAAUUCGCCGAGCUGCAUCACGCCCUCACGACAGCGAUCCUGAAUCCUGACGGCACAACCAGGAGACCCGCGACCAAGGAGCAGACAUCGGUCCAGAAUGAACUCGCAGACCACAGGUUCAACGCCGCAAAGGAACACCUCCUGAUCAGCGCAAUCUCCAACACCGCCCCUCCCGAGCCCAAAGCCGCGCCGUCGAGGACAAUCACCCGCAGCAAAUCUGCCUCCCAGCCCGCCUCGGCGCCGCAACCGCAACAACAACUCCCAGACUCCCUCCUCGACCUCCUCCUCCUCCUCCCGCCACUACUCACGGCGACCACCGAACCCCUCCCCGCCGACUCCCUGGCGAUCCUACUCUCAAACCCGCCCUUCACCGAGUUCCAAGCCCUCCUCCCGCAGCUCGGCGAGCUGGUGUCGGCGACGCUGCACACCUCUGCCGUCGCCCUCGCGCGCAUCGCGAACCCGACCACGAACCCCUCCUUCCUGCACCGCAACGUGCCGGCGCUGCAGACGACGUACCAGCGGCUCGAGGCCGACGUUCGCGAGGCGAAGCACGCGCUGGCGCGGGAGCGGGUGCGCGUGGCGGGCAGCCUGACGGGGCUGUUGGACAAGUACGCGGGGGCGCUGACGCUGCUGGUGCGCGCGCUCGAGGCGAAGCACGGCGUAGUGGCGCGCAGCCUCGAGUUCCGGGCGGCGGAGGCGGGGCUGGAGGCGCAGAGGGCCGAGGCGGAUGCCGUCGCGGCGCGGGAGGGUGUCCGGCGGGAGGUGUACUCGCCCGAGAUGGCGGCGGCGCUGAACAACUACGCGGCGCACUUGCGGGACGCGCGGAUGAGGCUCGAGGGCACGGUGGCGACGCUGCGCGCCGAGCUGGAGGGGUACGGCGCGGGCGGGGGCGAUGGGGGCAAGGAGAGGAUGAUGCGGGAGAUGGCGCGGAAGAAGCGGCAGCUCGAGAGGGAGCUGGAGGACGCGAGGAGGGACGUGGCACGGUUGGGCAAGACCUAAGUGUCUGUCUAUACCUAGAGAACACCGACCUGGGAAGAGCCUGGAAGGUAACCAGGGGAACAAACUAGUUGAUGACGGGGGGGGGGGGGGUAAGCGUGUUGGACAUGUUUAC
This is a messenger RNA of Colletotrichum navitas, 1325 nucleotides long. RefSeq lists its product as uncharacterized. NCBI's taxonomy places the organism in Eukaryota, Fungi, Ascomycota, Sordariomycetes, Glomerellales, Glomerellaceae. Bases 173 to 1213 code for a protein of 346 amino acids. The record is from RefSeq and is a predicted model, not a curated record. The transcript has 2 exons.